Molecule: messenger RNA, 1674 nt
Organism: Ogataea philodendri
Lineage: Eukaryota; Fungi; Ascomycota; Pichiomycetes; Pichiales; Pichiaceae
Exons: 1
Coding region: 1-1674 (557 amino acids)
Biological process (GO): amino acid transmembrane export from vacuole
Source: RefSeq, a predicted model, not a curated record
AUGAACGAACCUUUGCUAGACGACCUGUCCGACACCGAGUCCAAUCCGGUGGCUCUUCUGCCCAACGACCCGAAACAGGCCGACGUGACCGACUUUGAGGUGUUUGGCUGGUGUUUAUACUCCUGGGCAGCCGAGCCGUUCAUCGUUAGCGUGGUGGGCACGUAUGUCCCACUGCUGCUUGAACAGAUCGCCCGCGACAACGGCGUGCGGCUCAGCGACAAACUCACCCCGUGCAACGGCCUCCACGACCCUACCAUCCCGCUGCCGUCCCCGCCAGACUCCGUCGGCAAUGCCACCCUCGCUUCCCAGGGCGACUCAUGCGUCCUGCCGCUGCUGGGCGGCCGUUUCUACAUCGACACCUCCUCCUACGCCCUCUACACGUUCUCUGUCUCGGUGCUCGUGCAAACAGUCGUGGUCAUCUCGAUGUCCGGGGCCGCAGACCGCGGAUCGCACAGAAAACCCAUGCUGGUCGGGUUCGGCGUCGUGGGCGGCCUCUUCACCAUGGCCUACUGGCUCCUCGGGCCCCAGAACUACUACAUGGCGUCGCUGUUGGCCAUCCUCGCAAACAGCGCGUUUGGUGGAGUCAACGUGUGCGGAAACUCGUUCCUGUCACUGCUGGUGAACAAUCACCCCACAGUGCGCUCGAUCCAGCACUCUGCCUCGGAGAAACUCGCCAAGAUGGGCGAGCUUUCGUCGAAAAUCAGCGGUACAUGUGCCGCUGCGGGCUACGUCUCGGCCCUCUUGAUGCAGGUGAUCACCAUGCUGGUCAUCUUGCAUGUCCGCAACAACCCAAACGUGGACUCGCUUAUUUAUCCGCUCAAGCUCGUGAUCGGUCUUGUGGGGCUCUGGUGGCUCGUGUUCCAGCUGCCAAUCCAUUUCCUGCUCAAGUCGCGCCCUUCAAAAGAACUGCUCAUUGCGGCAGUGCCGCCAAGCCCGUCAGAGCCAAACUACCUGCUCGGCUACUUAAAGUACCAGCUCGUGGUCAUCAAAGCGUAUAUUCUUCAUGGAUAUAGAACGUUACUGUCUGCAGCUAAAGCCGCGUCGCAGCUCAAAGACAUCACUGCAUUUCUAGUUGGAUGGUUUGUCGUUUCAGACUCGCUAACAACUAUCAACUCGACCGCAAUCCUCUUCGCAAAAUCAGACCUGCAAAUGACAACGCUCCAGCUGUCGCAGAUCGGAAUCCUCACCAUGAUCUCGGCCAUCGGCGGCUCCGUGCUGCUUCCCAACGUGAUCCAGCCGUACUUCAAGCUCAGCCUGAAACAAACCAUGGUGCUCAUUAUCGUUUGGGCCUCGGUAAUUCCUCUGUAUGGAAUCAUUGGCUUUUUCAUCCAGUCCCUGGGGCUCCACCACGCAACAGAAAUGUACUUUCUGGCCAUUUGGUAUGGAUUCUCACUAGGAGGCGUGGCCACUAUCUCCAGAAGCUUGUACUCGAUGCUGAUUCCAAAGGGCCAAGAGUCGGUCUUUUUCGCAUUGUUCAGCAUCACCGACAAAGGCUCCUCGAUCGUGGGCCCGCUCUUGGUCGGACUGAUCAUCGACAGAACACACGAUAUCCGCAAAUGUUUCUGGGUACUCUUUCUUUUGCUGGUCGCUGCUGUGCCGCUGUUCUGGUACGGUGUGGACGUUGAUCGUGGGAUCAAAGAAGCAAACGUUCUUGAAGAGGAAGAAGUGGACUAA